CUCCAGAUCAAACCCAAAGUAAUUCAUUUAUUUGCUCCGCUAAAACGUACUCUGUGAACCAAUUGUUGUAUGCAUAAAUAGACAAUAUGGAAUGUUGGAGCAGCCCCUUCAUCAAUGGCGAUUCUUCUUCCAACUUCAUCUAUCCUUUCCAUAGCUUUAACAAUGUUUCAGGUACAAUGGUGGAGACACAAGGAGGUCCGCUUCAUGAACAUUAUUAUGCGGCUCCUCCAGCAAUGGUUGAGAGCAGUUAUGGAGAAGCAAGCAACACCGUCAAUGGUUAUGAGACCAAGAAGAAGAAGAUGACUAGCGAGCAGCUGAAGUUACUAGAGAUAAGUUUCCAAGAAGAGAUGAAACUGGACCCGGACAGGAAGAUGAAGCUGUCCAAAGAACUCGGGCUGCAGCCAAGACAGAUUGCGGUUUGGUUCCAGAACAGAAAAGCCAGGUGGAAGAACAAACAACUCGAGCAUCUCUAUGAAUCACUAAGGCAAGAGUUUGAUGUUGUCUGCCGAGAAAAGAAGUUGCUACAAGAAGAGGUUAUACAGCUGAGGUCGCUGAUAAGAGAGAAUGGUUCGCAGCAAACGUGGGAAACAGCUUGAAACGAGGCGUUAUCAACUCAGUUCCAACUCAAGUAGAUGUUAAACGUGUCCUUUUUUUUUUUAGUUUUGAAAGAAUGUCAGGUUCUGUUUAUGUUUUGGGGAUUUAGUUUAAAGUUGCUUUUCAAGAAAAUAGUGUUCUGUGUUAACACACAAGACAUUGCUAUUGGAGAACAUUAAAGUCAUGAACUAAUCAGCAAUUUCAUAGAUUCAAGUUCUCUCACUCUUUUUUUUUUUCACACUGAAACUUCCAUUAAAUUUAGAAAGAUGCAGAAUUGGGAUACAUG
Molecule: messenger RNA, 880 nt
Organism: Raphanus sativus (radish)
Lineage: Eukaryota; Viridiplantae; Streptophyta; Magnoliopsida; Brassicales; Brassicaceae
Product: homeobox-leucine zipper protein ATHB-22
Exons: 3
Coding region: 87-596 (169 amino acids)
Biological process (GO): positive regulation of DNA-templated transcription
Cellular component (GO): nucleus
Molecular function (GO): sequence-specific DNA binding; DNA-binding transcription factor activity, RNA polymerase II-specific
Source: RefSeq, a predicted model, not a curated record